Molecule: messenger RNA, 534 nt
Organism: Letharia lupina
Lineage: Eukaryota; Fungi; Ascomycota; Lecanoromycetes; Lecanorales; Parmeliaceae
Exons: 2
Coding region: 1-534 (177 amino acids)
Source: RefSeq, a predicted model, not a curated record
AUGGCAACCCGCGAAGACCCUCCCACCACCCGCCUCUCCACCCCUCACGUCCCGAUCCACUUCGUCCCCGCCAAAGCCGGCGAGAUCAUCAAGCUCGGUUCCGCGCUGACAUUGCGCGUCAUGGAAGACGGCUCCCACACCGACAACCGGCUCGGCGCCGUCGAACUCAUCAUCCCGCCCCGCACUUCCGGGCCCCCGCUGCACUGGCACGAAAUGCACGAUGAGACUUUCCUCGUUACGAAGGGUACGGUGAGGUUUCAUUAUCCGGUGAUGGAGGGUCCGGGGGAUGGGGAUGGGGGUUUUCAUGCAGAUGCGCGGGUGGGGGAUUAUGUCGUUGUGGGGACGAGGGCGCCGCAUACGUUUAGUAAUCCGUUUGGGGAGGAGGCGAGAUUUUUCAACACGUUUACGCCGGCGUUUUAUGUGAACUAUUUCAAGCUGAUGGCGGAGUUGUUGCAGGGAGGAGAAAUGACGCCAGAGGUCAAUAUGCAGGCUAUGGCUUCUUAUGCGACCAUCCCUGUCGAAAAGCGCGGUUGA